Messenger RNA from Paramuricea clavata, 242 nucleotides. The record is from the annotation of a GenBank genome assembly. NCBI's taxonomy places the organism in Eukaryota, Metazoa, Cnidaria, Anthozoa, Malacalcyonacea, Plexauridae.
CACGUAUGUUACUAACAUCACAGUGUCCGGUAAAUCAAUUGAAGAAGCUAAGGUGGCCGUUAAUGCUGAUCUCAAUAAUAUCAGAGAAUGGCUUCUAUCAAACAGGCUUUGUCUUAACCUAGUCAAAACGGAAUAUAUUUUGAUUGGAUCACGGUACAAUAUUAACACUGUAGUGGAAGAACAACCGUGUGUUUUUAUUGGAGAUGAACCAAUUAAAGGGGUUCAGGUCACAAAAGCUCUUG